UAGGCAAAAGAAAUGAAAUUCAAAUUCAAAUGAGACGAGAUGAAAUGCAACGGCAGCUCCUUCCGAGAAAGAAAGUGCACUUUAGUGCUUGAAAAGUCUUUGGUUUAUCACACCAUCGUUUGACGCUGUUGUCCUGGAAAUAAGAACUUGGGUUUCCUCUCCGCUCAGUACACUUUGUUUCAAACCAUCUUCGCACUCUUGUUUAAUCCUCUGCCGCUCACGAACCAAGCCAUGCCCCUCGCGGAGCUCUUUCUUGGCGCUUUUCUCCAGGUGCUGUUUGAUAGGUUGGCCUCUCGCGAGCUUCUCUACUUUGCGCAGUGCGAGGGUAUCGAUACGCUGCUGAAGAAAUGGGAGAAGAUGCUAAUCAGUAUCAACCAAGUGCUGGAUGAUGCAGAGGACAGGCAACUGAUUGGCGAUCUUGGGGUGAAGUUGUGGCUCGAAGAUCUCAGGAACUUGGCCUACGAUAUCGAAGACUUGCUAGACGAGUUCGCCGCAGAAUCUGCAAAAAACAAGUCCAAGGCAGAACCCGAUACUAGCAAGGCGCGUUCCCUUCUUCCGAGUUGUUGCUUCAGAUCGAGCCCAAGAGCAUUUAUGUUCGACCGCAAAAUGAGAUCCACGAUAGAAGAGAUGGAUCGCAGAUUAAAGGAUGUCAUCACUCAAAAAGAUACUCUAAACUUGAGAGAGACUAACGGGAAUCGAUCAGCAGACCGUCGACAGGAUAAGCCGCUUCCCACCACCUAUUUGCCCGAGCCUGGUUUCGUUAGUAGGGAGGAUGAAAAAAGGGAGAUCCUCAAAUUACUGACAGGAGAAGAGGAUGAUAGAACAUAUGCGGAUCUAAAAGUGAUUCGCAUCGUGGGGAUGGGGGGUGUUGGGAAGACAGCUCUGGCUCAGCAAGUCUAUAAUGAUGCUAGAGUCACCGGUUAUUUCGAUGUGAAAGCAUGGGCUUGCGUUUCUGAUAAUUUCGACGUGCUUGCUAUUACAAAGACAAUCCUAGAGACAAUCAAUGGCCAUUUGUCUUGUGAAGGUAAGGACCUGAAUUGGCUUCAAGAUAAGCUCAAGGAAAACCUUUCGAGGGAGAAGUUUCUUGUUGUUUUAGACGAUGUUUGGAACGAGAAUUAUGGAAACUGGACUACCCUCUUGAAGCCUUUUCAAUCGGGAGCGAAGGGAAGCAAGAUUAUCAUCACGACUCGUAAUCUCCAAGUUGCUGAAAUAGCCGGUGCUCCACCAUAUACUUUGAAAGAGUUGUCACAAGAUGCUUGUAUCACUUUGUUUGCAUUUCAUGCUCUAGGAGUCGGAAAUUUCGAUUGUCAUCCCCAUCUUGAAGAAUUAGGUCGAAAAAUAGUAGGAAAAUGCAAAGGGUUGCCAUUAGCAACGAAGACAUUGGCCGGGCUAUUACGCACCAAAGUUGGUCCCCAUGAAUGGGAAGCUAUAUUGAACAGCAAAAUUUGGGACCUACCAAAAGAAAGUAAUGACAUCCUUCCGGCUUUGAAACUUAGCUACCUCCAUCUUCCUUUGAAUCUAAGGAGAUGUUUUGCUUACUGUGCUAUAUUUCCCAAUGACUACGAAAUCGAACGGGAUGAGUUGAUUCACUGGUGGAUUGCAGAGGGCUUGUUGGAGGGAAAAGAAGGAAAGAACUGUUGGAAUACAGGUUUGAAAUUUUUCAAUGAGCUAGUAUCUAGAUCGUUACUUCAAAAGUCGAGUAGAAGUGAAUCACGAUUCUUGAUGCAUGAUCUUGUGAAUGACUUGGCAAAGCUAGUUGCAGGUGCAACCCAUUUUAACUCAGAGGAGUUUAAGUUCGAAGGUAAUCAACAUACUGCAUCUUUAGCUCGUCAUGCCUCAUUUAUAUCCAACGAUCACAUUGUGUCAGAAAGACUCAAAAUAUAUCAUGGAAUGAAGGGACUUAGGAGUUUCAUAUCGUUAGAUAAGCAUAAGCAAUAUAGUAGUUUAUUUUUGUCUCAGAAAGUGCUAUGUGACUUGUUAUCUGGAUUGAAGUACUUGAGGGUGCUUUCAUUAAGUGGCUACUGUAUAACAGAGGUACCGGAUUGCAUUGGCAAACUAAGGCACUUAAGGCACCUUAAUCUGUCACAUACUUAUAUUAGAACGCUUCCAAAGUCAAUUAUUGCAUUGUACAACCUAGAGGCUUUGAUGUUGCGGAACUGUCUAUUUCUUAUUGAAUUACCAAAAGGUAUGGAGAAACUGAUUAAUCUGAGAUUUCUUGACAUUACCAACACUCCGAGCCUAAGAGCAAUACCGCUAUAUAUAGGUAAUAUGGUGGGUCUUGAGAUGUUGACCGAAUUUGUAGUGGCAAUAGGAGAUGGCUCGAGGUUGAAGGAGUUAAAAAACUUAGAGAACCUUCGAGGGGAAUUGUGCAUCUCUAGUUUGCAUAAGGUUCGAGAAGCCGAAGAUGCCAAAGAUGCCAAUUUACACACCAAGGAGGGAAUAUACCGGUUGAACAUGCAAUGGAGUACGAAUUUUGAAAAUUCCCGGAAUGAAGAACUUGAAGCAGAAGUCUUGGACUUUCUUUGCCCUCACAAAAAGCUUGCAAAUUUUGAAAUAUCCUACUAUGGUGGCCUAGAAUUUCCGUCAUGGUUAGGAAGUCCCCCACAUGUUAACAUAGUGCAUUUACGUUUACAUGGGUGUCAUAAGGCCAAAGCAUUACCAUCACUUGGGCAGCUAUCUUUGCUGAAAGAAUUGUACAUCGAAGGUCUAUAUGCGAUAUGCACGGUAGGGUUUGAAUUUUAUGGAACUAAAAGUCCUUUUCCGUCCUUAAUUACUUUGGUGUUCGAGGACAUGCCAUUGUGGGAGGAUUGGUCUCAUCGCGUCCACACCGAAGAAGUAGGAGUAUUAUUCCCUUGUCUUGAGCAUCUCGCCAUUAAGUAUUGCCCUAUGUUGAUGGGAAGAUUGCCUAGUCAACUAAGCUCCCUCAUAACGCUUGAAAUCAAAUCUUGUCCUCGUAUGGAUGCCUCGCCCUCUAUCACGAGCCUUCCAUCUCUCAAUGAAUUAAACUUUGGAGGUUGUAAUGAGGGGGUGCUGAAGAGUUUCGUAAACCUGACAUCUCUAACCGCUCUUGCCAUUGAAAAUGUUGCUGAAUUAACUUGCUUAAAUCAUGGGUUCACAAGCUCCUUGAUCAAGCUAGAGAAGUUGGAGAUGCGGAAUUGUAACGAGUUAAUAUACUUGUGGCAAGAUAGAGAUGUCAUCCGAAAUCUCGCUUGCCUGAAGAACUUAGUCAUCGAUAGAUGUCCGAAAUUCAUAUAUUUUGUGGCUCGAGAAGGAGAUAUGGAGCUGCCCGACAAUCUCGAGACUAUUGAAUUGACAUUUUGUGUCAAUUUAGAGAAGCUCCCAAGCAAGAUGCACACCCUCGCCUCUCUUAGAGACUUAAGAGUCGAUAACUGUCAAAAACUCGUGUCCUUCCCCGAAACAGGUAUACCACCAUCGGUGAUAUCAUUAAACGUUAGAGGUUGCAAUAUGUUACAAUCUUUACCCAGAGGAUUAAGUAUUCAUCCGGAUGAACCAAGCACUGGCAACAGUAGCAAUAGCAAUAACUGCAUUGACAUGACGUCUUGUCUGCAAGAAUUAUCAAUCCGCGAAUGCAAUUCUCUGCCAGCCUCUCUAUUCAGCGAGGGUAGAUUUUUACCUGCGACCCUCGAGACACUUAGGAUUUCUUACUGCAAUGGAGUGGAGUCGCUCGCGGAGAUAAAUAUAGACCGUCUUCAGUCGCUUCAAGAGAUUGAAAUUAGGGAUUGCGAGAAUUUGAGAAGUUUACCUCCGUGCCUGCACGCACUGUCCCAUCUCACUUCCUUGGCAUUGGUCAAGUGUCCUGCAUUGGAGCUAGAGUGCUUCCCUCUUCUUCCUCUCAGCAUCUCGAGAUUUUCUCUUAAGGAGUGUCCAAAGAUAAAAUCGUUACCUAAUCAGUUGUAUCGACUUCCAUAUCUCUGUGAACUGGCAAUUUCAGAGUGUGAGAGUAUUACGUGCUUCCCCGAUAGAGGAUUGCCGCCCCAGCUGCAGGAACUUACGGUAUGGAAAUGUGGGAAUAUGAAGCAGCCGGUGAGGGAGUGGCUUACCCCCCUCACCUCCCUUCAAUUUCUCUGGAUAGAAGGCAAUGCCGGAGGAGCGGGAGAGGAGAAGGAUCUUCGGCUUCCGCUCCCUUCCUCUCUGCUCCAUCUCCGUAUGUAUGACAUGAGGAAGGUGGAAAGACUGGCCAGCAGUCUCCCUCCCUCUCUCCAGAGCUUAUGGAUCGAUAAUUGCCCGAAGCUGAGGGAGUUGCCCCAGGAUGGCCUCCCUCCCUCCCUUGAAUGGCUCUGGAUCAGGGGAUGUGGGAUUCUGGAGGAGCGAUGCAAGAAAGGGACCGGCCGCUAUUGGCCCCUCAUCCGCGAAAUCCCGCGGGUCAGAUUGAGCCGUGACCCAUUCCGGUCAAUUACUUAAAAGGAGGAUUCAGACUCGAAUGCUAUUAUAUGCGGGGAAGAGAUAGGGGGGGUUUUUAAUAUUAUCUGAGCUUUGACUUUUUUU
Messenger RNA from Syzygium oleosum, 4506 nucleotides. Its product is annotated as putative disease resistance RPP13-like protein 1. The transcript has a single exon. The record is from RefSeq and is a predicted model, not a curated record. Bases 232 to 4422 code for a protein of 1396 amino acids. Gene Ontology annotation, biological process: defense response to other organism. Gene Ontology annotation, molecular function: ADP binding. Lineage: Eukaryota; Viridiplantae; Streptophyta; Magnoliopsida; Myrtales; Myrtaceae.